Ooceraea biroi (clonal raider ant) is the source of this 5529-nucleotide messenger RNA. RefSeq names its product tectonin beta-propeller repeat-containing peroxin 23 (gene Pex23). Lineage: Eukaryota; Metazoa; Arthropoda; Insecta; Hymenoptera; Formicidae. Gene Ontology annotation, molecular function: carbohydrate binding. Gene Ontology annotation, cellular component: membrane. The record is from RefSeq and is a predicted model, not a curated record.
ACAAUGACCAUGAAUAUUUUGUUUUAUAUUGUAGUAUAAGAGAAUGUGAAUAUUAUAUUCUUAAAACAAUGUUCACGAAAUAUAUGAUUAUUAGUUCUUGGUUUGGCCGUUGGUACCUGGUGGCGCUGAGAUCUUGGAUCGCACAAUGGCUGCCCAUUAGCAGUCCAUAGGUAUAUAGUCAAAGCUUGGAAAUAAACCACGAUAGCCGUGCAGUAUACACGUAAUACAUGAAUGUAAGCAAACAGAAGCAUCAUUUACGAUUUGUCACAUUUUGAGAUAGAGAAAGAAAGAAAUGGAGAAAGGGAGAGAGGGAAAGAGACAGAAAAGAAGUCAAACUCCGGUCUUGAUACGUCCAACAUCGACGAGAUACUUUUAAAGACUGAUUGUGAAACUGUCAGCUAUAUGGGAUCUGGUGAAGGCCAGAAAUAAGCGAAGAACUUGGCAUUAUCGAUCGAUACUGCAUUUGGUUGUACUGAAGCUGACUGUAGAUUUGACCGAAUUGCAAGACUUUUAAGUAGGGUGCUAGAUUUCAAAAUUAUUAUGUCUACAUGAAUUGUUUGCGUAUUGUUCAUAUAAUUACACGGACUCUUUUCAUGUAAACUAUGUAAACUGUGUAACCUAUUGGGCUGACCGAAAAUUCGUGCGGAUUUCUUUUUUGGCAAAAUUUAAACUUUGUAUUAAUUCUUGAUACAAAGUUUUGCGUUUGAAUUUUUAUUAAAUUUAGCGUGUUCUCUAGCUGGAAAACGCCCACUAGAAUACCAUCCUAAACUUCCGUUUGUUUACGCAUAAAGUGCGAUGGCGUUACUAUCGCAGCUGUCGCGUGUCAUCUUUGCCCGAGAGUUUCUUUUCUUUUGCUCUCGCGUAGUCCAGUCUUCUUUUGACAUUUACCAGAUGCUGGCUGUCAAUUCGAGUAGUCUAUUUCUGACAUGUCUAGUGCUGAUCUACAUAUGUAUUUAUUGUAGAUCUUUUAGAUAAUAAUAUUUCGCUAUUUCCAAUUAUAUAGAAUUUAUUAAUACAGCAAAAAAAAUUGGAGUGUAUAUGUAUAAUAUACAAAUUCAACGAGAAAAUACUGCUAGGAAGAGAUAAUCGAGGUUUCGUGGAGUGAUUAAUGUCUUAUUAAAUGUCAAUAUACACACACAUGAUAAAGCUGCACCUUUAUCCAAUGUAAAGAUUGAUAAAACGUUUUAAAGUAAUAGUUAAGUAAUAGUCAAGCAGAGAAGAUUGAUUCAUUUAUGAAGCUAUAUUGAAUUUAAUAUGCCAAGUUCGCAUCUAUACGCCAUAAACAAUGAGGGGCGCGUAUUUGGAUUGUCGACAUCUGGGAAUAUGUGGCGUGAGUUUAUGUACCUGGGACUUGAAUUUAAACAGCUGUCGGCAGUGCCACACUUUAUGUGGGCUAUUGGUGGUGACAGACAAGUUUAUGUUCACGUUCACGGCUUAGACAUACCAAUUAGAAUCAAGGAAGAGACUUACGAAAAUGAGCGAUGGCUGCCUUUAGAAGGAUUUUCUGGAAGAUUGCUCCCGACUGACAGAUACAAUUUUUCAAAUCAAGAUGGUACAGUUGAUCGAAGCAGAGACAAAGUAAAAUUGCCAUCGAUGGCAUGGCAAUGGGAAGGUGAUUGGCAAAUAGAAACAACGCUAGAUGGUCAACCAUUAGAUCACGAUGGCUGGACAUACGCAAUUGAUUUCCCAGCUACAUAUACUACAAAAAAGCAAUGGAAAUCCUGCGUAAGAAGGCGCAAAUGGGUCCGUUAUCGAAGAUACAGCGCUAUGAAUUCGUGGUGUGCUAUCGCACCUCUUCAUAAGGAUCCAACUAAGGAACCUUUUAUCGAUGUAGCUGUGGGUGGAAAUCAAAUGCCUGGAGAUAGCUCCGGAAGUUUAAUAGUUUGGGCGGUGACCGCUCACGGAAGGGUGAUGUUUCGCGUUGGGACGAGCACAACUUGCCCCGAAGGACAGAGAUGGAGCUCUAUUAAGUUGACAAACGGUUACGAAGUUUGUCAGAUCAGUGUUGGAGUAACUGGUCUUGUUUGGGCAGUGCUUAUGACAGGCAAAGCGCUCGUCCGUACUGGUGUAACGAGGGACAAUCCAAUGGGCGAGGAUUGGUCAGAAGUGGAACCGCCGCAAAAGGAUUUAAGAUUGGUGCAAGUUAGCGUAGGUACUGACGCUGUAUGGGCCGUUACGCACGACGGUGGAGUGUGGUUUCGGAAGGGUGUCCAGGGCGAGAUAAGCGGUGUUUGUGAGCAAUUGGCUACUGGUACCGGUUGGGUCGAAAUGCUAAGCAAAAUGACAUUGGUGUCGGUUGCUCCAAAUGAUCAAGUUUGGGCUAUUGGCUACGACGAUCGCUGUUUAUAUUAUCGUACUGGUAUCACACGCUCCGAGUUAACGGGGAAAAGAUGGAAAUUAAUAAACGCGCCGCUCCAACUGAGUCGAGCGAGUAGCAAUGCCAGUUUGUCAUCCAGCAACAGGCACAGCGUCUGCGGCACGCCGCAACAACCACGUCAUCAGAGCUGGAGUUCCUUGAAUCGUCCUCAUAGCACGAGCGAAGGUACAACAUUAAUCAGAGAAUGGGAGGAACAAUCGCGUUCAGCGCCAACGCCUACAUCUUUAAAAUUGUGGCAACGUACCGGUGAUGGCAUACCCGUCAAAAAUAAUCAACAAACAUCGUUCCAAGAUAUAUAUCUAAAUGAAGAGAGAAAGAGAUCUGCAAGUUCCGUAGACACGGGUGAUCUGAACGAAGCUAGUGUUGCUAAUAUAACUAUAUCUAAUGAAUCUUUAGCAAAAAGCGGAGAAUCCAUAGUUGUCUCGGGAAAAGGAAUGGGCAGUACCGUUAAGAUUAAUCCUGCCGCUUGGAGCCCUGUCCACUCUGUUGGUUCGAUGGUGGGCGUUGAAGCACAUCCGGAAACGGACGGUAGUAUAUUUGAUCCAGAUUUAACUGGAGAUUCCGGGGUGUACGGUGAAGAUGACAGCGCAGGGAUAAUAUAUUGGGCGGAGUGCGACGUGUCAUGGUACAAAGUCGAAGCUGGGGCGUGCUUCGUUGAUCCAACGAAUCCACCAAAGUGGAUUGCAGAUGGCAAUGGUACGACACAAGGGGAAAUUGGAGAGUCAUGGAGGAUAUAUAUUUUAGAGGAACUAAGAGCGAGAUUAAAGAAAAUGCCAUUCGAUUCUUCAAUAGAAUACGAAAAAGCUGUCGAAAAAUCAUCUUGGGUAAAGACUGGCGAUGCUAAAUGUAAAAUAAAAAAUGGCAACAUGUAUGAAGAUUGCAAGAUUGAACUGGAAUGGAUAAGCAGUGAUACUGGUUCAUUGGAUUCUGGCACCUUAAUCAUUUUGAAUGCAGACGGUGUAACAAGCAUAAUACAGUUUCCAGUUUCGGAAAUCACAUGCGUCGUAUGCUGUAGCGAGCCCGGUAACCCAAGAAUAGCGAUUUAUACACCUAAAUUAAAUCGUUCGAAGGUACUUAGAUUACAGUUUGCGAGCGAUACGGAAAUGGAAGACUGGUUGGCGCAUUUAACUUCAGUAUCUUGCCAGAUGUAUAACGUGUAUGGUAAGCCUGGUCCAAAUUCCAUUUGGACCACAACUGCACUAGGUGAUAUUUACGUAUUCGAUCCAGCAAUCGCAGAGGAAUGUCAAUUAUCCGAAGACGGAUAUGUACAAGAAAUGGACGUUGCUGGCAAAGAGCUACCAUUCGAGAGCAUAUUACAAAAUGGCUUUGCAUGUGGUAGCACGCUAAAAAUUACCGUAUGCGUUCAUGAUGACGCUGACAGGUUGUUUUUUAAUCUUGUCUGUUAUACUACAACGUUUGUGAAGCAAAAGACUGUAACAGACAGUCAUGACAUAGCUUUGCAUUUCAAUCCAAGAUUCAAAGAAAACAUCAUUGUGCGAAACACAUAUCAGAAUGGUCAGUGGGGAGACGAGGAGAGAAGCGGACGUAGUCCAUUAAAGGCAGGCUGUGACUUCACGCUCUAUAUCGUCUGCGAAGAGCAUGGUUAUAGAAUUUUUAUAAACGGUAGCGAGUAUACUUUUUAUAGCCACCGAAUACCCUCACAAAGUAUCACUCACUUACGUAUAAAGGGAUUGCUGACUUUAAGCAGUAUCACUUAUAAAUCUACAUCCGUAAUUAUCGAGCCCAGCACCAUGUUUUGGCGACAAAUUGGCGGACAUUUAAAAAAAGUUGAGACAUCUUCUGUGGGCGUUACCUGGGGCAUUGGCUACGAUUACACUGCAUGGGUCUAUACGAGUGGUUGGGGAGGUGCUUUUCUCAAAGGCCUGGGAACUAGCAAUACUGGAAUAAAUACAAUGGUGGAUACUCACAAUUAUUACGUGUACGAGAAUCAACGUUGGAAUCCAGUAACUGGUUAUACCGCGCAUGGUCUUCCAACUGAUCGUUACAUGUGGAGCGAUGCAACUGGGCGACACAAAUGUACGCGAGAGCAUACGAAGUUGUUGUCAAUGCACUGGCAUUGGGUAUCGGACUGGAUCGUCGACUUUCAUACACCCGGUGGUGUUGACAGAGACGGUUGGCAAUAUGCUACCGAUUUCCCGUCACAAUAUCACGGUAAAAAACAAUUUACCGACUAUGUUCGAAGAAGACGAUGGUUCAGAAGAUGCCAAUUGACGACCAGCGGCCCCUGGCAAGAAUUGGGAAAUACCAAACUUGUCGAUGUUUCUUUAUAUGCGACUGGAAAGCCUGGCACAGAUGCUCCUAUUUAUGUCUGGGCAAUUGCUGCAAACGGUGAGGCUCUAUUCAGACGUGGAGUUUCGGAAUCUUGCCCAAUGGGAGUAUCAUGGGAGCACAUACCAAGCGAUCAACCUUUAAUUGGUAUAUCAUGCGGUCCGUGUGGACAAGUUUGGGCUGUUGGGAAAAAUGGUUCCUCCUGUUGGAGAUUAGGUAUCAGCGCCACAAAACCAACUGGUGUACAAUGGCAGAAUGUCGAACCACCUUCGGGAGCUCAGUUAAAGCAAAUUUCGGUGGGGCACGAUGUGGUAUGGACUUUAGAUACGAUGGGUAGAUUAUCAGUGCGUCGCGAGAUACAAUCGAAUGUUUUCCCCGAAGGAACUCACUGGCAAACGUUACCUACUAUGCCAAACGAUCCUAUUCAUAUAGACAUGUCAGUAAUAAAUGCUAAACAAGGAUUUCGACAUGUGUCCGUUUCGCGAGAACAAGGCCAAGUCUGGGCCAUUUCGGGAGCUGGCAUCAUUUGCCGAAGAAUUGGUAUUACUCGCGAAAAUCCAGCUGGAACCGGAUGGGUAACCGGUAUAGGAGCAAACUGGCAAAAUAUAAGUCUUGGAGGACUUGUAAAUAAAACCAAAUAAUCCAUACUGCGAGAAUUGGUUAUAUUAACGUAAAUUUUGUGAUUACUUUGUAAGAUAUAAUAUAACAGACGCAUUUAUGCGAUCUAUACCAAUAAAAUUGCCAAUCUUUAGCCAUAUAUUAUAUUAUAUAAGCUGAAUUGAUUAACAUUAUAUUGAAAACUUUUUUUCCAUAAAAAUGUAAUCAAAGAAAUCGAAAUGCUUGCUUAUUGCUUGCUUAAGAAA